GCCGCCGCCGUUUAAAGAUGGCGGCGCGCUGUGCGGGUGUCGUUUGCUAGCGUGGACGGCUCGUUUGUUUCGGACUGGAGGCUUUAUUAAAGGGAAUUCGGCCGGUUUUGAGGGAUCCCAAGGCGUCGGGUGAGAUAACGAAUUGCGCUGCCUCCUGUCGGUCAAGUGGUCCGUCGUGUCAGCUGCUGAUCAUCCGCGGCGAUCAGCCAUCCUGAAAAAGAAAGUUAUAGCUGCGUAAUCCUGAGCCGUCCUGGACUGAACGUUCCAAGGCUGACUUGGUGUUACUGUGAGUCGGAAAAAAAGAAAAGGCUUAAAGAUGACUUGGUACGACCUCUCCGCCUUCGUGGACCAGCGCGAACAGCUGCUGGAGGAGUCCUUCCAAGCCCUGUCUCCCGACGAGCUGGGCAUACUCACUCCGGUGGAACUCCAGCACAUACCGAUGGAAGAACUCAAGGCGCUGUGUCUGGAUCAACUGCAUAAGCUACCGAACGAGAGAGUCCUGGCAAUCUUACAAGAUCCGCUGGUCAAGCUUCUCAACCCAGGGCCACGUGAAGACAGCGUCGGACCGUCGCGCCUGCAAGGACUCUUGGGCCACCGUGUGCAGAACAGAGACAACAUUGAAAAGGAGUACCGGGACAUCUCGACCAUGUGCACCACGGCCCAGAUGGAAAUCCUGGAACUGGAGCUGCGCGCACGAGCCAUCCGGUCCCUGAUGCAGGCGCAGGGCCAGAAGGCCACGUCAUCGUCGUCACCAUCAUCGUCGAAGAAGCAACAGUGACCACCGACAUCGCCCACACCCGAAACCAUGAAGACCCCGACGGAAGCAAGACUUACGAAACACAAGACGCCCUAAAAUUCCAUAUCGCGUGCUUCUUUUCUUAUUUGUUUAUGUCUAUAGGCGUUAUUAGAGAGCUUUCGUCGCUGCAGUUCAUCUGUAAAAAAAACUUCAAGGAAUCGUUUUUUUUUUUCCUUUGAUGUCAUCUUUGCGCGCGCUUUGUCUCUUUUUCUAAGUUCAUUAAAUCCCGGAUUUUCUGCGUGAUAAAACUAGGUUGGCUAUGCUGCUCAUUACGGUAAAACUCUUGGUUGUGGGGCGUACAGGACACUACUGCAUUUUUUUAAUCUGUGCGCGAAUGUGAUUUGAUCGGUAUGCUGCGAAUAGGCAGGCGGGUGUCUUACUAGGGGGUUUCCGCUGUAGUUUCAAUGAAUCACUUUUUUUCGCUUCUUGGUAAUGAUAUUGGAUACUCCGCCGAAGCCUUUGCGCGUGCCUCGUAUUGGUAUCGUUAUCGGAGCGCUCAAACGAUCUACUAAAAUUCCCUAAUGCCUAGUAUUUUUUUGUUAUGGUUACGUGGCCGUGUCUAUCCUUUUUAAAACUGCAGCUUGUGAGCUGUGAAGUAAGCUGUGAAGAAGUCAAUAACGUGUCUAUUCGUACUUCUGUUAUCUUCGCCCGUGUCUAAAUCAUGAAAUAAUUAGAUACAUCACUCUCUCCCUUUUACUCUAAUAUCACCGAAGCAUGUAACGAGUUAUUGAGUGCUACUCUGGUGGGUCCAAGCUACUCCGACAUGUAAUAACACGUGACAACAGAGACGAAGCAGUGCUGAGCGGGAGUAGGUUUCCGAACGCUGAGGGACGAAACCUUGACUCUGGAAUGAGACUCGGUAAAUUUUGGAACGCGGCGUCGACAUGUGUUCAACUGGUUAUAAGUAUCAAUAUUUGUACCCUGUUUCAUCUGUUCGUUUCUUUUUUGUGUGUGUGUGUGUGUGUUUUUUUUUUACUUGUGGGGCUAGAGCGCAUUGAAUUUUUGGUCGUUCUAUAUAUUAGCGUGUGGGUCUUUGGUGUCAAGAUGGGUCUUUGUGUCAAGUUGUGUCUUUGAAGGCAUUUCGUCGAAUAAAAGUUUCAUACUCAU
Ixodes scapularis (black-legged tick) is the source of this 1903-nucleotide messenger RNA. RefSeq lists its product as uncharacterized. Lineage: Eukaryota; Metazoa; Arthropoda; Arachnida; Ixodida; Ixodidae. The record is from RefSeq and is a predicted model, not a curated record. Bases 317 to 778 code for a protein of 153 amino acids. The transcript has 8 exons.